This is a messenger RNA of Acanthoscelides obtectus, 392 nucleotides long. Lineage: Eukaryota; Metazoa; Arthropoda; Insecta; Coleoptera; Chrysomelidae. The record is from the annotation of a GenBank genome assembly.
GUUGUACCAGAAAACAUGUUUGAUGCCGUUUUCCCUUUCGACCAAACACAAUCUCAGACCGUAUGAUAGUGCAAACCCCAGAAAAUGUAGCGAUACAUAGGCCAAAUCAAGGUGACGACAAUCAGCAACAAGAAAAUCAAGAACAACGUGCGGAGACACCGAAAAAUGAUGAGGAACACGAGUACAAUUCAUCUGAAAAUGUAUUAAGAGAAAUUCACAACUUGGAGCAAGAAAACGCCGCAGAAAGCAAUAAUAGAUCUUUAGAAAAUAUUGAGCGACAGCGACGUAAAAGGAGACAAGCAGACAUUAAAGAUUGGAAGCCAGAGCAAAACAAACAAAGAAGAGGAAGUGGUUUAUCUUACUUAGGGAAAAGAAAACUUAACGAUGUCUAG